Molecule: messenger RNA, 396 nt
Organism: Eimeria tenella
Lineage: Eukaryota; Apicomplexa; Conoidasida; Eucoccidiorida; Eimeriidae
Exons: 3
Coding region: 1-396 (131 amino acids)
Source: RefSeq, a predicted model, not a curated record
AUGAGGGCACCCAAGCAGCAGCAACAGCAACAGCAGCAACAUCAAGAGGAAGAAGAAAAACAAGAAGCAGCAGCAUCAGUCAUUUCAGGAGUGCUGCUGCUUGCAGUCGAAGGGCAGAUAGCUGUUUAUGGAAUUGUUGCUGGCACAUCAGACUUGAGCCCAGAGUUCUCUCGACUGCGGCAGCAGAUGCAGCAGCGGCGCUACGAAGAGGCUCUGGACGCAGCAGCAGCAGCACGGGUGCUGCAGGCGCAUGCAGCAGCAGCCGCUGCUGCUGAGCCUGCAGGUGCAGCUGCACCAGAACGGAAAGGGGGAGCAGCACACGAGAGAGACGACGACGAGAAGGAUGACGACAAGGGCCUGCCAACUGCCUUACAGGGACUGAGCGGUGCUUGCUAA